Molecule: messenger RNA, 1322 nt
Organism: Vidua chalybeata
Lineage: Eukaryota; Metazoa; Chordata; Aves; Passeriformes; Viduidae
Gene: C1QTNF8
Product: C1q and TNF related 8
Exons: 3
Coding region: 86-850 (254 amino acids)
Molecular function (GO): protein binding
Source: RefSeq, a predicted model, not a curated record
CUCGUUUCCUGCGGCUCCCGAUCCAAGGAGCUCCGGAGCCGUGAGGAGCUUCAGGCUGGAGAGAAAAUCAAAGCUGCUCCCGAGGAUGAGCGCCGCGAUCCUGCUGCUCCUGCUUUCCGCCGGGAACGCCGGAUCCCAGCCGGAGAAGGCGCUGCCCAGGCGGCGCCUGGCGUGCGUGAGGUGCUGCGGGCCCUCGGAGCAGCCCGUCUCCAUCCUCUCCCAAAGGUCGGCCAGGAUGAGCGGCCACCCCGAAUAUUCCGUGCCCAAAAUCCAGCCCACCAUCGACAUCACCAUCCUCAAAGGCGAGAAGGGCGAGAUGGGCGAGAGGGGAUUCCCUGGAGCCGCCGGGAAGGCGGGAGAGCGAGGAUCCCGCGGCCUGAGUGGCCGGAAGGGCCAGAAGGGCCAGCCCGGCCCCCAGGGCCACUCCUGCAAGCAGCUCUUCGCCGCCUUCUCCGUGGGCCGCCGGAAGCCCCUGCACAGCUCCGACUACUUCCAGCACGUCACCUUCGACACGGAAUUCGUCAACCUCUACCAGCACUUCAACAUGUUCUCCGGGAAGUUCUUCUGCUACGUCCCGGGGAUUUACUACUUCAGCCUCAACGUGCACACCUGGAAUUUCAAGGAGACCUACGUGCACCUGAUGAGGAACGAGCAGGCCGCGGCCAUCCUGUACGCCCAGCCCAGCGACAGGAGCAUCAUGCAGAGCCAGAGCCUGAUGCUGGAUCUGCAGGAAGGCGACGAGGUCUGGAUCCGGAUGUUCAAGAGGGAGAGGGAAAACGCCAUUUACAGCGAGGAGUCGGAUGUUUACGUCAUCUUCAACGGGCACCUGGUCAAACCCGCCCUGGAGUAGGAGCUCCUCAGCUCCAGGGCAAAGCUUUGGGCCAUCCAGCAGUGUCUUCCCUCUAGAAGUGCAUCUUGAAUUCCCAUCUGGAAUGGUUGUAGCCCUGGAAGAGCUGUUUCGCCGCAUCUGUGCGGAUCCAAGCUGCGCAAGAAUUCCGGAAGGUUCCCAGCUCCCUUUGUGGCCCCUCGGGAGCAUCCCUGGGGUUUGUCCGUUUGACAGCAAAAAAUUCCCCCUCUUUCCCUGCGUCUCCCGUUCCAUUUGGGAUAUUUGCAGCCCUUGGAAGGGUGGUUUUUCCACUCAUUUAUGGAUGGAGGGAACUGUUCCAACUGCACAAGAAUUCCACAAGUUUUCCAACUCUCUGCGUAGCCCCUCAGGAACAUCCCUGAAGAGUUGCCAAGUUGGCAACAAAAAAUUUCCCUUCUUUCCCUGCAUCUCCCAUUCCGUGUGGAAUAUUUGUAGCCCUUGGAAGGGUGGUUUUCCA